Messenger RNA from Ochlerotatus camptorhynchus, 2011 nucleotides. RefSeq lists its product as uncharacterized. Gene Ontology annotation, molecular function: protein binding; RNA binding. Gene Ontology annotation, cellular component: SCF ubiquitin ligase complex. Lineage: Eukaryota; Metazoa; Arthropoda; Insecta; Diptera; Culicidae. Bases 108 to 1922 code for a protein of 604 amino acids. The transcript has 4 exons. The record is from RefSeq and is a predicted model, not a curated record. Gene Ontology annotation, biological process: SCF-dependent proteasomal ubiquitin-dependent protein catabolic process.
UCUGUCAAAAAAUCUUGAUAAACGAAAAAGUCAGCUGAUCGCAACUGUCUCGUUAACAGCCUUAUUGUAACGAUUCAAACAAAUUAAACAGUGAAACGCUAUCAAAGAUGGGAAAAUCAAAGAAGAGAAACAAGAAAGUUUCUAAGUUCCUGAAUGAUAUGCGCAUAGCAGAACAGCAACGGCAUGUAGAACAAGUGAUAGCAUCAUACAGCGGAUCUGCCGGAACAUCAUCGUCAGGAAUCCAACCGGAUGGUUCAACUACCGCCCCCCCAACGAUCCUGACCACGGAAGAUGGCUUCCCCGUGAACACACUAUAUGCCAACUUUGUCCGCAAUCCACAACUCUGCCAGCAGGAGGACGUUGUUCGGAAAAUGUUCGAAAAGUACGGACCGGUGAAAGACGUUCGAAUAAUUGCUAAUAUCAACAGCAACCCGUUCGGAUUCGUUUCGUAUGACCGGUGUGAGGAUGCACUUCGCUGCUUGCUUCACAAGAAGAGGUUUCCACACGUCUAUUUGAGUGUGGCUGACAGCUGGCAGCAGGACGCUUACAAGAAACAAGCCGCCACGAAAUUCGUCGAGUCGGAUUCGUCCAAGACAACAGGAUCUUGUUCUGAUGAGGGUCAAUCCAGCAGUGGAGAAUCGAGCAUACUGCAGCUCAAUGAUGAUUGCCUAACGCUAAUCUUCAGACAACUCGGUUUGAUGGAUUUGAUUGCGCUGAAAAAUACCAAUCAACGGCUUGCGUCCGUCGUGCACAACGUUCUGAAACGGUACAGAUCGUUUGACUUUGCCGAGCCACAUGACAAGCCCAUUCUCACAGUAAUGGACACAAAGAACAUCCUGGAAAAUGUGGGUAAAUUCAUUCAGUGUUUAUCCUUGUCAGGAAAUCGUUUCGCUCACUCGAAAACAACGGCGGCACCCAGGAUUCUAGGUCUGAUUCCACGGAAUUGUUUCCAUCUUAGAGAGUUGGAAAUUCACUGUUUUAAUAUAAAUCCGUCAGUUCUGAAUACCCUGGAAGGAAUUGUAAGUUCACUGGAAGCGUUAACGUUGAAUGACUGUGCUGUGGAUGACAAUGUCGAACGCUGUCUUAACCUUUGCCUAAGUCUGCAGCGUUUACAGCUACGUGCCAACGAUACAAUUACCGGAGCCUGUCUGAAGACGAUUAAAGGCCUCAAAAGUUUGAAUGUGGAAAAUUGUUCUCAACUCGAAGGUUCUAGAUUGUUUGUUUUCUUGCAAAACAAUCCACAGCUUGAAUAUCUCAAUAUUACCGGGUGCCUGGAGCUACAUACAAAUGCAAUCAGUGCUAUUUCCCAUUUAACCGAGCUGACGCAUCUGGCUUGCAACGACAGCUACUCGAAGGUUGCUCCGGUCAGUAUGAUGCUGAUUACCCGAGUUCUCAAGAUCCAAUAUCUCGAGCUUACCAUCAGCAGCACGCCAUCCACGGACCGUAUGCUGCAAAAGUUUUCCAAGCGAAACUGCUUGGAAUAUCUGGAGUUGAAAGGAUCUCUGGUGGACAGGAUCAGCUACAAGAGUAUUUUGAAAAUGACGGAACUGAAGGAACUAAAAAUUAUUGGCAGAGCGUGCUUCGGCACCUUUCAAGACGAGCACCUUGAGGAAUUCUGCAACAAAACUAACAUUGAGAGGUUGCACAUCGUCAGAUGCCCCGGCGUGUCCGAGGAUAAAUUGAUUGAAUUUGUCGAUAGAAACCCACAGCUGACGCUGCUGGAGAUUCCCAGCGUGUUCCUAACGGAAGAGUUCGUCUUCUCGGUGCUCGAUGCGCUGCAUCGAAAUGGGUCGUUCCUGGUAGUAAUUGUCGAUAGCGAGGCAUGGCAACGUUUGCAGGAAAAGGUGGAUGAACUGCCAACUCUGCUGAAAGAUAACUGCCGUCUAUUGAAAAUCAAGGUGGAAACUGAUGGUGACCGCUGAGGCUAUCGCCGCCUUCAACCCGCUUCGUUAUCGAUUUGAGAUAUUAAUUUCUAUUAUAUAUUUGCUUAUUGUUAUAUUUUUGUUACCUC